AUGUCUGAAGGAAAGGUAGAUCGAUAUGGUUUUAUUAAAACUCAGAGGGAGAAAUCAGAAAAAGAGAUCGAAGAAGAAAAGAGAGAAAGCGCUGAAGAACCUGAAAAGGAAAUCCUGUGGUCAAAUUAUUUAAAAAAUUGGAAACGUGAAAUGAAAAAGUCUCGCGAUGAUAUUGCCGAGCUUAUUAAGCGCGGAAUACCUGAAACAAUGCGCGGAACUGUCUGGUCAAAAAUUUUAGAUAUCGAAUCUUUGCCUGCAGAUAUAAAUUACAAAGAUUUAUACCAAAAAGCUGAAGGACAAGAGUUCACUAUUACUAUAGAUAAAGAUUUAACGCGUAGUUUACCGCAAAUCAAGAGUUUCAGCCAGAAAGAAACAUUAGAAAGAUUAAAACACAUUCUUUAUGCAUACGGUCAAUAUGACCAUGAAUUAGGAUAUACACAGGGUGAGAAUUUCAUCGCUGGCUUAUUAAUUCACUACCAGGAAGAAGAAAUCGCAUUUAAGAGUUUUAUUCAAAUAAUGAACCAUCCUCGUUGUUUACACAGAUUCUACUUUACAGAGGGAUUUCCACGCUUAGAUAUCGCAAUUAAUAUCUUGAGAAUUCUCUUACAGAAAAAAUAUCCAAAAAUUUUGAAGAAAAUAGACAAUGAAAAUAUGCCAAUUUCCAUGUUUGCAACACAGUGGUUUAUGACCGCAUUCAUGGCUUUCAAUUGGGAUCCAGAAUUUCAGAUGAGAAUAUUCGAACGUUUCAUUUUCUACGGAACACGUGGCUUACUUGGAUUUGCACUCGUGAUCUUCUCAAGACAUAAAAAGAUGUUCCAUGAAGCCAAAAAUUUCGAAGAAAUGUUAUUAGUUUUACAACACCCAGACACGAGCGAGCAGAUGAGAGACUGGAGAUACGCUCUCAAGAAAUGGAAUAAGCUUUGGAUAAGAAAAGGUCAGUAUCAGAAAUUAUUGAAGGCUGUCGGAGCUCCGGCAGAAAAGAUGUGUUAA
This is a messenger RNA of Trichomonas vaginalis G3, 990 nucleotides long. RefSeq names its product regulation of vesicle fusion. Lineage: Eukaryota; Parabasalia; Trichomonadida; Trichomonadidae. The transcript has a single exon. The record is from RefSeq and is a predicted model, not a curated record. The coding region runs from base 1 to 990 and encodes 329 amino acids.